GAGAACUGCAGUGCAAAAACUUUUCUCGUGUAAAAAUUAUUUAAGUGUUGUAUUGAAAUGUAAAUCGUCGUCGUGUUAUUACAUUUAAUCAAUCGAGUUAGCCUACUAGCUCACGAAAAACGACGAACAGCGUUCCAGUGGGUUCGGUUUCCAAGCGACGUGUGUUGGGUCGAUGAGACGAGAGUUCCUUUACACCCGAUACGUGCGCGCCCGAGUUCUGUCAAUGGUUCGACACUGGCGGUGCUCACGAGGACAUCGCGGUGGUAAAUAGCCCGCGAAAUGUCCAACUUAUCGCGGCGCAAAGAGGUGAAACGGACCGGCGACAACGGCACCAGUGACAACAAUAAAAACGCCAAUAAGAACAAUAACGGUCAUCCGCAGGAGAGGAAGAAGAACAAGAAGGUGGACAAGGUGCAGUGCGACGGCCGGUUGAAAACCAUAAUAAACCGGGAGAACGAAUUGCGGGCCAGAUGGCCAGAGCGAUGGGGAUUUUAUUCGAAAAACAACGUAGAAACGCUUUGGAGUGAAGAAGCAGUAAAGUUGGGAUUACCAGAUAAUUUUAUCGAACUUAGAAGACAAAAAUUACGUAAACAAGACAGAAUUCAACCAUUGAUUGAUGCAGUACCUUCACCAGACAGUAUCCCUAUAACAUCAUCAGGAUUUGUAGGAUGGCGUUCAUCACAUAAAGUUUGUGAUUUAGAAUUGUUUGGAAAAUCUUUUCUCAAUAACAAAUUAGACACUCGAAUGUUGAAACCAGACAAUGAACCAGAUCAAAAACAUCAAAGAUUCAUAAUUCUAGGUUAAAUAACUUACAUCUUUGUAAAAAAUAAAAGUUAUAAUAAUAUGAGUAUAUUACACAUUAAAAAAAUUAAUUAUUUAGAAAUGUG
Molecule: messenger RNA, 887 nt
Organism: Sipha flava (yellow sugarcane aphid)
Lineage: Eukaryota; Metazoa; Arthropoda; Insecta; Hemiptera; Aphididae
Exons: 4
Coding region: 280-804 (174 amino acids)
Source: RefSeq, a predicted model, not a curated record